AUGGCUGACCUAAUCAACAAUACAAGUGAGGAGCUGGCAUUUUCACCUGCUGGGUCAACUGCAGAGCCACAAACAGCAGUAAGUAAAAAGCCACAAGAACACAACGGUUUGGAGGACAAAAGAAAGCUUACAGAUGAGGAGGAGGAGGAGGAAGAAGAUGAUGAUGAUGUGACCAGCUCUGCUUUUCUGGAGCCAAGCACUUUACCGUGGUCGGCAGACAAAAACAGCAGAGCCUUCACAGACCAGGAUGAUGGAAUCUCGUCAGAAAAAGGAGGAUCGGAGCUUGAAGAGAGGGACACGGGGAUCAGCAGAGGGAGCCAGGACCUGUCAGAGGAGCAGAGCCAGGAAGAGAGCAAUGUGAAGAGCAAGACCAAAUGGAGGGAGAGCAUGCCCGAGGGGGAGAGGUGGAGGGACGAUGAGAUUAAGGUGAAGCAGGGUGAUAAAGAGGAUGGCUCCCUCGCAGAUGAUGAGGAUGAGGAAGAUGAAGAGGAAGACGAAGGGGGAUUAACAUGGGUCUCGGAAAAAUCAUCUCCGGGUUUCACGCCGCAAGUCACGAUUUUGAAUCACUCCACGAAAGAGGUUCCCGAGGUGAGCAGGCCACUCGGAGAGAAGGAGGUGGAGCCGGAGAUGGAGCACGACUCUGUUGUAGAGGUUUACCCGGAGUGGACAACCAAUGACGGCAAGUACUACCUGUGUGAGCAUAUCUGCAAGGAGAAACUGAGGGUGGUUUUGGCGAUGGUGGCUGCAGCAAUACUUUUCCCUUUCCUGGUGUGGGGUGGUUACGCCCUAAUACCUUUUGAUUCGCCAAAGCUUGAAAGCGCCCCCCUCAGGGUGUUGUACACACUGCGCUGCGCGUUUUUUGCCAGCGUGCCCAUCCUGCUCGGCGUGGUGGUGCAGGGCCUCGCCCGGCUGCGUUACAGCGCGGUCAAGCCCCUCAUUCAGAGUAACCUGUUGAACAUACAAGUGGCCGUGCACUGGCACUACGUCAACGAAUCGCUCGGCCUCUUCCUCUUCUACUUCCUGCAGCUUGCUGUCAUGGCAACCUACAUCAGCCAGGACCUCAUCAAACUGGUGCCGCUGCUCACCAUCGUGUUUGUUUUUGGCAGGCUGAUCUACUGGCUCUGCCUCUCCCUGGGCAGCAGCGCCAGAGGCUUCGGCUUCGGCUUCUCCUUCUUCCCCAUACUGGUCAUGCUGGGCACCAACCUCUACUUCGUGUGCUCGUCGAUGGGACAAGACAGCGUCUUUGACGUGGCGCCGCCCACCUCGGCUCCUCCACCCAGGCGGCGCUGGUGGGGUUAA
Messenger RNA from Pelmatolapia mariae (spotted tilapia), 1299 nucleotides. RefSeq names its product transmembrane protein 79a (gene tmem79a). Gene Ontology annotation, cellular component: lysosomal membrane; trans-Golgi network membrane. Gene Ontology annotation, biological process: regulated exocytosis. The record is from RefSeq and is a predicted model, not a curated record. Bases 1 to 1299 code for a protein of 432 amino acids. NCBI's taxonomy places the organism in Eukaryota, Metazoa, Chordata, Actinopteri, Cichliformes, Cichlidae. The transcript is spliced from 4 exons.